Molecule: messenger RNA, 792 nt
Organism: Closterium sp. NIES-67
Lineage: Eukaryota; Viridiplantae; Streptophyta; Zygnematophyceae; Desmidiales; Closteriaceae
Source: the annotation of a GenBank genome assembly
UGCUAUCACAUUCUGUCUGCCUCCCAUCCCAUGUUUUCAACUUGCAUGUGUGGUUUGAACGUGUGCAAGAAUUUGUGUGUGGUGUGUUCUGGAGUUUGGGAAUGUGUUUUGUGUUAUUUUUUUUUAGCAGGUAUUUUGUGAUGAUAGAUCUUGAGAAGAUCUUUCCGACGCAACGAGAAUCCCUUCAAUCGGAGCAAGAACGCGAAAGCUAUGAAGAUUCAAAGUUCAUGAGCUUGCGUUACAAUUGCGACGGUUACAAAGUGAAGUUGUGGGGUGACUCUAUAUGGAGUUGGGACCUUUGGGGUUGGGGACAUUUGUCACUCUACUCCCAACACUCUCCCGAUGGUGAUCGUGCUCGAUAAGGAACUUGCUGCCAUCUCCAUGCGACCAGGGGACAAUGUGAAGCCGGUCCUUGACAAGAUCAAUGACACCUAUGCAAGGAUGGCAGCAGCGGGCAACAUGGGAUUGGAGUACAGUGGAGUGAGGCAGCGGUUGCAGAGAGGUGCUGCAGAUGUGAAGAGUGGAGAGAUGCUCUUGAGUUGCUAUACUGGCGCUAGCUUCAACUCAGUGAAAGCGGAUGGCACCAGCAUUGGGGGCUAUGUGUGCUUGCUGGAAGAUGUUGGCAUGAUGGAUGAUGGUUGGCAGCCAGAGGGGGAGAUUGUUGUGUGAUGUCAUCAUAUGCUAUCACAUUCUGUCUGCCUCCCAUCCCAUGUUUUCAACUUGCAUGUGUGGUUUGAACGUGUGCAAGAAUUUGUGUGUGGUGUGUUCUGGAGUUUGGGAAUGUGUUUUGUG